UUGGUGUAUAGCAUCGAACUCGCUAAGGAGCAAUUGGACUGGGCGCUAGUCUGCUUAAGAAACUGGUCUGUGUGCAAGGAAAAUGGAAGCUAUUGCAACGGGAGAUGUAGACCUGAACUGUCCUCACAACUGCAACAACCAUAACACUCAUUUCUUUGGCACUGACAAACAAAUAGUGAGGAGAGGCCAGGCCUUCAACUUUUAUGUGAACUUCCAAAAUCGGGAAUGGGAUGACUCCAGGGACACCAUUUCCUUCACUGUGGAGACAGGCCUCAGACCCUGUGAGUCAAAUGGGACGAAGUGCAACUUCUCUUUAGGCAAAUGUAUAGAUCACAGCUGCUGGAGUGCUUGCUACAAACCUCAUCAAAAAAGGUGCAUGAACAUCACCCUGUUUCCACCAACCAAUGCCUGUAUUGGCCGCCAUAUUCUCAACAUGCACGUCACAUCUUGUAAUCGCACAUAUGACCGGUGCCUAGGAGACUUUUACAUCCUCUUUAAUCCUUGGUGUGCUGAUGAUGCUGUGUAUAUGUACAAUGAGGCCCACAGAAAAGAAUAUGUCCUGAAUGAACAAGGAAUGCUGUACCAGGGAGUUCACAAGCACAUUACUUCUAGACCGUGGCACUUUGGACAGUUUGAAGAUGGCAUUUUGGAUAUCUGCCUGAAACUCCUGGAUAUGGGUGCAAAUUACCAUCAUGACUCUGACCGAGAAAGUAGUUGGCGCAAUGAUCCUGUGCAUGUCAGCAUGGUGGUAAACCACAUGAUCUGUGGCCAUAGCAGUAACAGCAUCAUGAAGCUCCCACAGAACAAUGAUUACCUGCAGGGGGCUAAACCACUGUCAUGGAAUGGAAGUGUUCCCAUCCUUCAGCAGUGGUAUAAAGGGAGAUGCAGGCCAGUCAGAUAUGGAGACUCUGCAUCUCUUGCAUCAGUAAUGUGCACAGUGAUGAGGUGUUUGGGAAUCCCAAGCCGUGUUGUCACAAACUUCUAUUCUCCUCAACGUGCUGAGAACCCUCUUGUUGUCAAUGAACUUUUUGACUGUACUGGCAAAACCCUGCGUGGCAAAGACAGUCUUUGGAGCUACCACUGCUGGAAUGAAUCUUGGAUGGCCCGCAGAGAUCUAAAUCAAUGUUGUGGUGAUUGGCAGUGUCUGGAUCCAACACCCCUGGAGACUGGUAGAGGUUCAAUAUGCUGUGGUCCUACUUGGGUCAGAAGCAUCAAAGAUGGAGAUCUGGACUUGGACUAUGACGGCCAUCAUAUAUUCUCUCGGCUGAAUGCAAGCUGUGUCGGCUGGCUUUCCCAAGGCUCUGUCUCAAAGACAAAACUAUACUGUGACACUUGGCCUUGUGGGCAAUACAUCAGCACCAAGUGCAUUGGUAGUGACCUACGUGAGGAUAUCACCAGAGCUUACAAGUAUGAAUUAGGUUCUCUGAAAGACAAAGAAGCAUUUUACAGAGCUUAUAGAAAAAUCCAUUCUGGAUACUGUAAUGCUCCCAAUUCAGAUAUAGACAGAGAGUUAGCAUCUCUCCGAAGCCCAUUCCUAAGUGAUGCUGGUAUUGCUAUGAGGCUUAAGAUGGCUAAUUGCCCUGUAUAUGGCCAAGAUGUCUGUCUGCAAUGGGUGCUUGAAAAUUUACGUAAGGAGCCCAAGAACCUGAAUUUCAACUUGUGUGCUCAGGUGAUGACAUGCAAUGGAUGUCCAUUGGAUCAGUUCUGGAAGGACAAUAUGAAUGUCAUUCUGGGUCCAAGGGAAGUGAAAACAAUUCCACUACACAUACCAUUUGACCAGUAUAGGUCUCAUCUCUCGGACUACAACAUUAUGAGAGUGGUAGCUAUCUCAGAAUCAGAAUGUGGUGGUGAAGUCCUGAUGGUGAACAGAGAUAUUGUGAUUGACAAGCCUCCUGUUGAUAUUAAGCUCCUAGGUAAACCCAGGGUGCAUGCUACGUGCACUGCAGAGAUCUCCUUCUGCAAUCCCCUCCAGGAGAACCUGAGGAACUGUGUACUGAACCUGGAAGGUUGUGGACUGUUCAAAGAGCCAACAACUAUUGAUUUGGGAACACUGGCUGCUAAUCAUCAGGCACGAACCAUAGUGGAGUUUACACCUUACAGGGAAGGCUGUCACCAGCUCCUGGCCAACUUCAGAUGCCACAAGUUUGGCUACUGCAAAGGAUAUGCCAAUGCUGUUGUGUGCGGCUCUGCCCCCCAGGUUGUGUGCGGCUCUGCCCCCCAGGUUGUGUGCGGCUCUGCCCCCCAAGUCGUGUCCGGCUCUGCCCCCCAAGUCGUGUCCGGCUCUGCCCCCCAAGUCGUGUGCGGCUCUGCCCCACAGACUGUGUGUGGCUCUGCCCCCCAGAUUGAGUGUGGCUCUGCCCCACAGGUCGUGUGCGACUCCAACCCCCAGUCUGCAUGCGACUAUGUGUGCAUCCCUGUGUGCAACUCUGGGUAUGGCCCUGCGGGUGACUCUGGUGGCCCCCUCGUAUAUGAUUAUGUGUGCCUCCCUGUUGGCCACCCCAUGUGCGAGUCUGUGUACCGUGCUGCGGCUGCCAAUGCCCCCUACUCCAUGAGUGAUAGUGUGUCCCGCUCUGUGUGUGACAAUGUGUCCCGCCUCUUGGGAGUCCCGGUUUCUUUCUCUAUGAGUGAUCCCAGGUCCGCUCCAGCAUCCCAUCCCAUGUCUGCCCAAGUGGUUCAAGGUAUGUGUGGCUCUCUUCCCACUCCAGCAUCCUACCCCAUGUGUGCCCCAGUGGUUCAAGGCAUGUGUGGCACUAUGCCCACUCCCCCAUCCUACGCCAUGAGUCUCCAAAUGCCUUCAGCUAUGGGUGUCUCUGUGCCCACCCCACCAUCUUAUGCCAUGAGUCUCCAAAUGCCUUCAGCUGUGUGUAGCUCUGGGCCCACUCCAUCGUCCUACUCCACGAGUGUCCCAAUGACUGAAGCUGCGUGUGGCUCCAUGCCCGCUCCAGUGUCCCACCCCACAUGUGGACCAGUGUCUCAAUCUGUGUCUGGCGCUGUGUGCGCCCCAGUGUCUCGCUUUGCAUCCCAAUCUUUGAGCCCCCCAGUGGCCCGCUCGGUGUGCACCCCAGUGUCUCGCUUUGCGGCCCGCUCCGUGUGUGCCCCAGUGUCUCGCCCCGCGGCUCGCUCUGUGAGUGUCCCAACGGCCCGCUCUGUGUGUGGCUCCAAGUGGGGCCCUUCAUGCAACACAGUGUCCCGCUCUGCAAGGGGCUUGGCCUCCCAUACUAUGUGGAACUCCACAUGGGUCCCUGCAUCCUACUCGGCACGGAGCUCCACAUUGCGCUCUGCAUAUGGUACUCUGCCUCAUACUGAACCUCAGGCUGCAUAUGGCACUCUGUCCCGCUCUGUGCCCCUCUCUGCCUAUGGCUCUCUGUGCCGUUCUGAUGCUUACUCUACAUAUGGCCCCCUCUCCCGCCCUGCCACCACAUCUACCUAUGGCACACUCUCUCGCCCUGCCCCCCACUCUACAUAUGACACCCUGUCCCACUCAGCGCCCCGCUCUAAAUAUAACACUCUGCCCCGUUCUGCCUGGGCUCUGACAAGGGCACGCUAAGCUGUUCUGAAUGCAAAUAUCUAUAAUCAAAAAUAGACAAAUGGAGAUUGAAGCAACUAAAUGUAGUUAUACAGGAAGAUAUUUUGAAGUAGUAAUUGUAUUCUUACGGCGAGAGGAAUAGACAAGAUAAUAAAGAAUAGGAUUUGUGGUUCUGGCCAUUUAUAUACACUUCUGAGGAGUGCCAGGAUUAAGCAUGCACCCAGCAACAGAGAAGUGCAAUUAAUACUGUGUUAGAACCACCUGGAAUAUGAUACUUUCUUUAUAACAAAUGAGCAUGCUCCCAGUCAGGACCGCUCGGUCUCAUAAUCACACAGCUCAGAAUCCUCAUCGGCCAAUCAGGUUGCUUUCUCAGCCUAAUGACUUUAUAAAUGACAUCCUCUCUCCCAUUGAUUUCUCAGCAGUAUGCACUGCUCACCUAGUUGUGAGUCCUGCUGAGCUUCACUGCUCACACCAGAUUUAAAUCUCUCCAUCUCCAUAUCAACCUCAGGAUUAUUUAAGUAAAUGUAACUCUGGUAGUAUAUCAGUAACAGAGACUGCCACCUCUUUUAAGUCUUGCUUAAGAGGCUUUGGACCCUUAGCUGCUGAUAUUAGUAUGUUACAGGUCAGCUUUAAAUGCUGCCAUCAGGCAAUUAGAAUUGUGGAGGUCACGCCCAAACCCUCUUUGCCAAAUUUGCCCCUGCUUCAAAUAAACUCGGGUUAAAAGAGUUACUCUAGGGAUAUAUUUGGAUUCAUAGGUCUGGCCAGAUUCCAUUCCCAGUGUCAAAAAUCCAGUGAGUCCAAUUAUAGAGGCUGCAAAAUUUAGUGAGCAACUUUAACUGCUUUGGUCUUUGCAAGUGACCAUAUAGUUGUUGUACAGUAUAUUCCGGUAUGGUCCUUUCUGUAUAUAUUUUGGGUGUUCAGGCCUUCGUUCUAGGCCCACAUCAUGGAUUUCAUGAGAACAGAGUAAAACAUUAUUGCUAAGACAUUUCUGACACAGUGUUUGAAUUGGGGAAAGAAAACAGCCACCGAAAAACUGAGGAAAUCUUAUAGCACUACUACCUAAAUCUCUCAUUUCAACACGGAUCUCUUCCCACAGCUUUUGGGAAUCUAAGGCUUAUCAUUAUUAAGAUGAAAACUCCUCUAAGGGCUACUGUGGCAUCUCUAUUUAUUUUCCUCUUAGCAAAUCAUUGAAUUAGCUGAGACACCUCCCACCUUCCCUCUUUUCCUCCUUGAUGGUACAGCAUGGAAUAUUUGCUAGGGAUUUGGGCUCAAACAAUGUUGCUGGUGCCAUGGAUGCUAGAGCACCUAUUAGUUGCAAUAUUAUGCUAUAUAGCCCACCUCUUCAUGUGUUAUGCUGAGAUUUCAGUCAUACUACGGGAAUCUGAGAAGUUGUACCAUCAACCCCUAUGUAUGAACAGGGUAAAGUAUUUCAAUGUCAGGGAUAUGGUACUGAGUGGAAAAGGUUAUUUUGUGUUUGCCAGGAAAAAAGAGAUCAUUGCCUGGAUAUUGUAUUGUGGUAGGCAUGAUUCACUGUCUCCAAUGCAGUUUCCAUUGUCUCCAUUGGCUUUUUUACUGGAAUUUUCUUCGCAUGACGGACUAUAAAAAUACAAGUUAA
Malaclemys terrapin pileata is the source of this 5141-nucleotide messenger RNA. RefSeq names its product protein-glutamine gamma-glutamyltransferase 5-like. The coding region runs from base 83 to 3547 and encodes 1154 amino acids. Gene Ontology annotation, molecular function: protein-glutamine gamma-glutamyltransferase activity. The transcript has 13 exons. Gene Ontology annotation, biological process: peptide cross-linking. NCBI's taxonomy places the organism in Eukaryota, Metazoa, Chordata, Testudines, Emydidae. The record is from RefSeq and is a predicted model, not a curated record.